This is a messenger RNA of Ruditapes philippinarum (Manila clam), 2139 nucleotides long. Its product is annotated as dehydrogenase/reductase SDR family member 4-like. Gene Ontology annotation, molecular function: carbonyl reductase (NADPH) activity. The transcript has 9 exons. The coding region runs from base 63 to 902 and encodes 279 amino acids. The record is from RefSeq and is a predicted model, not a curated record. Lineage: Eukaryota; Metazoa; Mollusca; Bivalvia; Venerida; Veneridae.
UUUUGGAAUACCGGAAGUAGGUGCGAAAUUUUCGUGCUCUUCACUUGCACUUUGAUCUAAAAAUGCUGAAAAACUGUGUAACACUAGGUAGACGAUCCUCCUUUUUAUUGCAAGCUAUAAGAAUGUCAUCUUCUGCUGCUGGCAAUGGUAAACUAUCUGGCAAAGUUGCAGUCGUAACAGCAUCCACAGAGGGCAUUGGUUUAGCUAUUGCCCGUAGACUUGGUCAAGAUGGUGCUAAAGUGAUGGUGAGCAGUAGGAAACAAGAUAAUGUAGACAAGACAGUAUCACAACUGAAGUCAGAAAAUCUUGACGUAGCUGGGCUAGUGUGUCAUGUUGGUAAAGCUGAAGACAGAACUAAACUUAUUGAACAGACUUUAUCACAGUUUGGUGGGAUAGAUAUACUUGUAUCCAAUGCUGCAGCUAAUCCAACUUUUGGACCAAUGUUAGAUACACCAGAAUCUGCAUGGGACAAGAUAUUUGACACCAAUGUGAAAGCCGCAUUUUUUCUUUGUAAAGAAAUUGUUCCUCAUAUGGAGAAAAGAGGGGGUGGUUCAGUAGUGUUUGUGUCAUCAUUUGCUGGGUACACUCCGAUGGAGUUUCUAGGGCCUUAUUCAGUAAGCAAAACAGCAUUAAUAGGUUUAACAAAAGCGCUCGUACCACAACUAUCAUCCAUGAAUAUCCGAGUGAAUUGUGUCGCCCCAGGUGUCAUCCAGACUAAAUUUAGUGAACAGUUAUGGAAAAAUCCUGCCAUUAAAGAUAUGAUCUUACAGAUGAUACCUAUGCACAGGGUAGGUGAACCACCAGAGGUCGCUGGACUUGUUUCAUUUUUAAGUUCUGAUGAUGCCUCUUACAUAACAGGGGAGACCACUCUAGUAACUGGAGGAAUACCUGGAAGGUUGUGAUGGACAUGAACAGUUUAGUGACUGUAGCUCAAAGGUCACAGAAAUCAGAAUAAUUGUGUUAAGGUUAAUGUGAGGGAAAGAUGUUGAAAUACAUUGUACCAAUAGAAUCAUCAAAUGGCAUGAAAAAUGCCAUCAUUGUUAUGGGUAGAAAAAAAUUGAGUCGUGUCAUGACAAAACCAACAUAGUGCAUUUGCGACCAGCAUGGAUCCAGACCAGCCUGCGCAUCUGCACAGUCUGAUCAGGAUCCAUGCUGUUCGCUUACAAACCCUAUAACAAGUAGAGAAAGUGAUAGCGAACAGCAUGGAUCCUGAUCAGACUGUGCAUAUGCGCAGCUGCGCUGGUCUGGAUCCAUGCUGGUCGCAAACCAAUUAUGUUGGUUUUGUCAUGGCGCAGCUCAAAUAUAUAUUUUAUAUAUAUUUUUACACUGCAUGCCAAUUGCCUCCAGAUGAGCAAAAAUAUAUUUUAAAUAAUCAAACCUGAGAAAAUGUACUAAUAUUGUAAGAAAUAUACAUAUUUUGACCUCUUUUUGCUUAUUUACAUGGAUUUUAAGUGCUGUUUGCAAUAUUUAAAUUACUUUCUAUGUUGACUUCACAAUAUUUUAACUUUAAAAUACAUUUUUUUAAAUUUUCAUGGAAAUAAGCAUGAAUCUGGAAAAUAUGUAUUGCUUUAGAAUGCUUAUAUAUUACCAAAUGUAAAUGAAUAGUAGAAAAUAAACAGAUAUUUGUUAGAAGUAGUGUUUAAUCCAUAAUAUUUAUACUUAGAACUUACAUGAAAAAUUUACUUUUGCUAUUGCUCAAAGUAACAACUGAUGUUAGAUAUGAAACAUUUUAGAUAAUAACACAAGUCAUGUAUAUAGGUGUUACAAGUAUUGAAUUUGAUGUUCAGCCUUUGGACAAUACUUGUAAUGAUGAUAUUGUCAUCUUUUAGUGCAGUAACGACUUAACUCCUUAUUCAAUAGAAGUUAAACCGUUACUGCACUAAGCUGGGGAGAAGAUUUAACUUGGGUAUUAAAACGCCUAAAUUCAAAUGUGAUUUUAUGCACAACUGUAUGAAUAGAUAAUAUAGUUAUAAGAUAAUAAUUGUUUAAGUCUUAGAUAAUGUGCUUGAGCCAAUUUUGACUCUUUUUAUGGCAUGUAUUUAGGAGAAGGGAUGUUCCAAAAUUGAUAAACAAACAGCAACUGUGAUAUAUGCUUAUAUAUGAAUAAAUAUGUUUAUAAUAAAUUUAUAUAAUAUAAAA